Lynx canadensis (Canada lynx) is the source of this 3310-nucleotide messenger RNA. It is a transcript of the gene BEAN1, whose product is annotated as brain expressed associated with NEDD4 1. The record is from RefSeq and is a predicted model, not a curated record. The transcript has 8 exons. Lineage: Eukaryota; Metazoa; Chordata; Mammalia; Carnivora; Felidae. The coding region runs from base 1 to 2130 and encodes 709 amino acids.
AUGUAUGGAGGAGAAAUUGUGGCAGUAGCUCGCUACAACCGUACCAGCUAUUUCUACCCCACGUUCUCAGAAAGUUCGGAGCACAGCCACCUGCUCGUGUCUCCUGUGCUGGUGGCAAGUGCAGUCAUAGGUGUGGUCAUCAUCCUCUCCUGCAUUACCAUCAUCGUUGGCAGCAUCCGCAGGGACCGGCAGGCCCGGCUCCAGCGUCACCGCCACCGCCACCGCCGCCACCAUCACCACCACCAUCACCACCGCCGCCGCCGCCAUCGAGAGUAUGAGCAAGGCUACGUGUCUGAUGGGACCUACAGCCGCUCGAGCCACAGGAUUCGCUACAGCUGCAGCCCUGUCGAAGACUGGUCCCCGCCCUUAGAUCUCAGCUCUGAUGGGGACGUGGAUGUCACAGUGCUUCGAGACCUGUACCCAGAUUCUCCCCCAGGUUAUGAGGAGUGUAUGGGGCCAGGUGCCACCCAGCUGUACAUCCCCACGGAUGCACCACCACCCUACUCGCUGACCGACUCCUACCCCGUGCUGGAUGGCAUCAUCGAUGUGGGCGGUGGCCGUCACCAGCAGGCACAGAGGAUCCUGGGCCAGGGUGGCCUCCGCACCGUCUCCAUGGAUACCCUGCCCCCUUACGAGGCUGUGUGUGGGGUCAACCCCCCAUCAGGUCUGCUGCCGCUGCCAGGACCAGAACCAGGGCCAAGGAGCCCCCAGGGCUCACCCAUCACAACCUGGGCCCUGGUCUCUGGCCCAGAAAGGAUUCUAGAAAGUCUUCAGACAGGGGGGUUGCAGCUGCUGGCAGAUAAAGUCCUCUCCAUGGUCAGCAUGGUCUGCCACUGUGCCAGCACCUAUGGGCACGUGGGGCAGGACGGAGGCGGGCCAGCCUGGGCCUGGCCUAGAAAGGCCCACACAGCUCUCCUCGGCACCCAGCCCCUUGGAGCCACCAUGAGCCAGCCCCAACACCCUGGGCCGGGUGAGGCUGCUCCAGAGACCCUCCUGGGUGACCUCAUCAGCUACUACCAAGAGGAGGCAGGGGCCGGCCGGCUCCGGGUCUGCAGGCAAGCAGCCCUCACCCACAGGGCCCGGCGGUUCUCCGACAUGGGGCCCCCCCUUCAGCUCUAUCCGCCUGAACUUGUGGCCUCCAAUCUGCGGGCCACUCACUCCCAGGGGGCACCCAGCCCUACCCAGCCUGUCUGCCAUGAACUGGUGCAGGCACUAGAGUUCCUGGAGCUAAUAUCUGUCAACCUACUUCUGUUUCCCUGGAGGAAGGAAAUCAGGUCCCUGAAGACAUACACUGGAAACUUUGCCUACCGGGUGCAGCCUGUGCUUUCUGAACAAACACUGCACACCAUUCUGGGCAGGCUGGGCUAUGUGGCCACCUCUGAGGCGGAGUUUUCGCUGGUCCAGGCCAUCAGCAAGGAGGACGCCGAGCAGAUGGUGUUUGAAAUCUUCCUGGCGAGAGUUACAUGUGAGGCCAUUCUGGGGACCUCGAGCAGGCAGGUCCUGGGACUGGGCAGAGAGAAACCCUACCGCAGGUGCAGCUCCAAGAGAAAGCUGGCGAAGGCCCACAACUGCCCCGAGGGGGCCCAGCCAGGCCCUCAAGAAGGGCUGGGAUCUGAGAGGGCCCUGGCUGAGGGCCCUGACCAUCAGAGCACUGUGCCAACGGCCCCGAGCCUGUCUGAGGUCUCAACAUCCCCCCGCACCCUCCGUGCCAGCCCCCAGCUCCCCCUGGACUCCCAGCGCCGUGCCAGCACACGCUCGGACAGUGAGGAGUUCUUGACCUGCUACAGUGACCUUGUUCUGCACCGGACACCCCUGUUCCCCAGGGACUUUCCCCUGCGCGGCCUGAAGGGAGACCAAGCCCAGGGCCUAGCCCUGGCUCCCAGCCCACCUGCAGGUGAAGCGCUCACCUCCUUGGGCAGCAGCGUUCUGGAGGCUACAAGUCCAACAUCAUGGUGCCAGUAUGGUGGUGUUCUGGCGAAGGUCCUCUGCCGGGCUGCAGACUGCAGACUGCCGACUUCUUGCGGUGUCCCCACACGGUGGAAGAGGCACGGGAGCUCUGUGGGGUUCUUUUACAACAGCACUGAAUCUAUUCAUGAGGUUCCAUUCUCACGCCUAAUCUCUUCCUCUUGAAGGUCCCCUUCCUAAUACCAUGGCCUUAAGCAUUAAGUUUUCAACAUAUGAAUGGGGGAUGGGGGGACUACAAAUAUUCAGAUCAUAGCAUCUGCUUUUCUCUGAAUGAAUGUGAGUGUUUUUCACAUGUUUAAGGGCCAUUUUUAUAUCUUUUUUGUAAAUUGUCUUUCACAUCUUUUCCUCAGUUUUCUAUUUGGUUUUUGGUCCUUUGUCCUUCAAUUUUAAAGAAUUCUUCAUGGAUAUUUAGGAAUAUUAGCCCUUUGUUACAUAAGUUGCAUUUUUCUCCCAGUUUGUUAACUGUCUUUUGAUUUUGUUCAUGCUAGGUUUUAUCACACAAGUUUUAAAAUUUUUACUUAGCCAGAAUGAUUAACAUUUGGUUGCCCCUGGAUUUUGAAUCAUCAUUAGGAAGCUUUCCCUACAUCAAGGUUUUAGAGAUGAAUUCAUCCACAUUUUCUUCUGGUACUUGAAUGGUUCCAAUUUCUACAUUUAGAUCCCUAACCCCUUGGGAGUUUAUAUGGCAUUAAAAUACGGAUCUUUUAUCUUUUUCCAAAUGGUGACCUUAGCCACCAUUUUUGUUAAAAAGUCCAUCUUUACCCCAAUGAUUUGAGAUGGCAUUUUUAUCAUGUAAAUUUCUAUAUGUACUUAUGUCUAUUUCUGGGCUAUUUUAUUUCACUCUUCUACUUAUCUAUUCAUGCAUCAGUUCCACACCGUUUUAAUGAUACAGGUUUUACAGUAUGUUUUACUGUCUAGCAAGGCUAGUUCUCCAUCACAGUUUUUUUUUCCAGUGGUUUCCAGGUUAUUCCUUAAUGUUUGUGUUUCUAUAUAAAAUUUAGAAUAAUGUGUGUAAUUCCAUAAAAUAGACCGUGGUGUUUCUAACUGAGAUUGUAUUAAAUUUGGAAUUUAAUUUAAGGGAGAACAGACAUCUUUAUGUUGAGUCCCCCUAUCCAAGAAUGGGAUGUCUUCACAUUUGUUCGUCUUAUUUGGUGUCUUUGAGGAGUGCUUUAGCAUAUUUCUUGUAUGUUUUUAUAUGUAUCUUGUUAAAUUUAUUCCAAAGUAUUUAAUCUUCUUUGUUACCACUGUAAAUGGGAUUUUCACUACCGUUAUAACCUGUUUAUCAUUUGCAUAUGCUAGUGUUGUAUCCUGCUACUUCAGUAAAAUUCUAUAGUUGGUGUUGGUUUUA